AUGGGGCAUCCACUCGUGGUGUCGACAGAAACAGAGGAAGUGGAAAUUGUGGACAUUGACUUCCCAGGGUUCACAGUUAGUGGGUCGUCUGGGUUAAAAAGAUCUGGAAUACAUGACUCAAUUAGCAAUUAUGGAGCAAUUUACAGUGGACAAGAAAUAGUAACUGGAAAUGAAUCGAUAUGGUCUAUUGACGAUGCUGUGGGCGUUUUAGAAAUUAUUGACCAAAUGUGUUCCCUGAAGACCACCCAUGCAGGAUUGAACAACGUAACGAAUCUUGAAAACUUCAAUACGAAAUAUAUGAUAAUCACGGAAAAAACUUAUCUGUACGAUAACCUAACAACUGAGGCUAUGAUGGAGCGAAUUAUUCCGUUUCUACAAGGGGCGACAUAUGAUUGUUCUGAUGUCAUCAUCGGAUGCUUUCUCAAUGAAGAACCAAUCGAUUGCAGAUUAUUGUUUAAGAAGCGUUUCUCAGAAUGGGGUAAUACAUGCAUGUUCAACGGCAUCCCAGGGCAACUGACGAGAAAAGAUUCAUCAAUUCAGACUUCCCUGACCGAAGGAGAGUAUAGCCCAGAAGAAGCUGCUGCAUGGGCGAUCGCCAACUUGGAUCAAGAUAUUGGAGGAGAAAAGAGUAUUGGACAAGAACAACCAAAAAUUAAUGGACGAAUUCGAACCCCAUGGCGACAAACAUCUCCGGGAAAGACGUCAGGUUUAUCUUUUAUCAUAAAAGAAAACCCAGUUAAUAAAGCAUGCGUCCAUGGUGAAGGAACAGGAUUUAUGUUCACUGUAAAUCAUCCUUCCGACGAGCCCCAAAUUAAGCGGUUCGGAAAAUCUAUGCCUUUUGGACACGAAGUUUUAAUUUCCGUCAAUCCUUUGGUCCUCCUGGCUGAUGACGACAUUAAAGAAAUGGAAAAGGAGAAGCGCCAGUGUUAUUUUAGCGAUGAUAAUGGGGCCGCCGAACUGCAAUAUUACAGGAAGUACACAAAGAAAAAUUGUUUCCAUGAAUGUAUUGCAGAUCAAGUCGCUCAAAAAUGCAAGUGUACAAGUUUCGUCGCUCCAGAGGAGAUGUACGACAGAGGAAUGCGAGCCUCGUGUGAAAAAUGUCGACCGAACUGUAGGCAGACCAAGUACACGACGACCACAGCUUUUAGCCCAUUGACGGCAAAACACAUGGAAGAGUAUAGGAAACAAUAUUCCAAGGAAUUGAGUGAUACUGACGUUUUCUCCAUCGUCUACGUCUACUUUGAAAUGGACUCCGUGCAAGCGUCAAGAAGAAGUGCAAGAUACAGCAUUUUUGAGGAAGUUGGUCUCGUAGGUGGAACGAUUUCCAUGAUCACUGGCCUCACCUUACUGGACAUAAUUGAAGCAAUUGUCGUAAUUAUGGCUUUAAUUUGGGCUCAGCACAAAAUAAGGACGCGAAUGAGUCGUAUGGAAAUUGAUUGGGCUAGCUAUAUUCCACGUUUGCCAUGGCUAGCUCCGCUUCCCCAAGAAAUGAUUGAGCUACCAGUAAUUGAUAUCCAGGCAGUCGGCCCCCAAGAAGUUAUUGACCAAGAGACCAUUGAUGUCGAGCCACUGGAACCCCAGGAAAUUCCUGAGCAGCCCAUCAUUAUUGUUGGGACCCCUGGAAAUCCAUUACCACCCAUUCAUCCAUUGGAAAACCUGCCAGGAUUUAUCGUCUGA
Folsomia candida is the source of this 1677-nucleotide messenger RNA. Its product is annotated as pickpocket protein 28. The transcript has 10 exons. Gene Ontology annotation, biological process: sodium ion transmembrane transport. The record is from RefSeq and is a predicted model, not a curated record. Gene Ontology annotation, molecular function: ligand-gated sodium channel activity. NCBI's taxonomy places the organism in Eukaryota, Metazoa, Arthropoda, Collembola, Entomobryomorpha, Isotomidae. Gene Ontology annotation, cellular component: membrane. The coding region runs from base 1 to 1677 and encodes 558 amino acids.